This is a messenger RNA of Lethenteron reissneri (Far Eastern brook lamprey), 1514 nucleotides long. It is a transcript of the gene TMEM213, whose product is annotated as transmembrane protein 213. NCBI's taxonomy places the organism in Eukaryota, Metazoa, Chordata, Hyperoartia, Petromyzontiformes, Petromyzontidae. The record is from RefSeq and is a predicted model, not a curated record.
CACGCGGGUCUGUCUCUCUCCAACUGCUGCGAUUCCUUCAACCGCUGAACUUCCUCCAACUGCGCAUCCUCUCUCGUCUGCCACACCACCUUCAACCGCUAGACAGCCUUCAUCUGUUACACCUCUUUCACCUGCUGCACAACCCUUCAACUGCUGCACUUGCUGCGCGUGAUGGCUCCAAGGACACCACUGAUUGUCGUCGCUUCUGCGCUUCUAUGCUUCGCAUCCUUCGUCCCUGGACCCGGUGGCGUGUGCGGCUCGACUGAGAUGAACGGCACCCAGACACCACAGGGGGAUUCCCUGCUGCAGCAAUGCAUAAACAUGACAACCAUAAACGCGCAGUUCUGCAGCGUGUCCGAGGCGUGCUGCAUUCUCGGCGUGGACCAGACCGGCUGGAUCGCCGCCGCCGUGGGCUGGUCGCUGGCCUUCCUCGUGCUCAUCGUGUCGUGCGCCUGCCAACUCCACUCCAUACACCCCGAGGCCUCAAAGCGAAUUCGCCUGCGGGAAGGGGGCGCUACGAGCUAAGGAGAGAAAGGCCAGUCCCGCACCCCGCAAUUCCACCUUUCCCUCUGACAGUGCCGGAUUAUCCUCGUAGCAAAAGUGGCCACAAAUGCUACGGGCCCCGCACUUUCAAGGGCCUGGCGUUAAAUGCUUUCAAGCUAUCAAUUUCGGUUCCGUGAUUCUGCAAUUGCUGUAUUACUACAGUACUAUACCGCCUUCAACUUUUAUGAACGACUGGAUGUUUAAGGUUAGCGAUUUGUCGUAUUAUCUAGCUGUAUAGCAAAUUAGGAAAUGCAAUUACUUUACUAUGCAAGUUACAAAUUAGUGCUUUAAUAUUUGUGAUUUUGUUAUAUUUAGGGCCCCUUUAUAACAUCAUGCUACAGGCCACGCACUAGCUAAAUCCGGCACUGACCUCUAACAGCCCCCCCCCCCCCCACAAGCCCGCCGUGUUUGUGUCCACGUGUGUCUACAUGUCAACAGACGCUGUUUUGACAAUACGGUGGCUACACAUCAGGCGAAGGCCUGCAACUGCUCGCUCACGUAAACGUUGGCAGAAGCGCUUCCACUAGAGGCCGCUCUAGAGGGCUCCCUCUAGCAGGAGGAUACUGGCCACACGUCUUAGAAGUGGCAGGAGGAUUUACAAUGUAUCCCACCACGCGCGCAGCCUGCCGAUCUGCAUAUACCUGUGAUUACGCUAUCAAUUACAAUUAUACAUGAUGAUGAUGAAUUAUAGCAGCAUCAUUCGCUGAAUUUACAAUGGCACUGUGAUUGAGACGCAUGAUGAGUGGCACCAUCACAAUUCUAAUCGACUCCACCAGGUCCUCUCUUGUAGUUAUUUACCCAGGAAAACCUCGCAGAGUCUCAAGACUCCUUUUCAAGAGGGUCCUGCCAUACGUUGGUCGUUCGACAUGUGGCGUGUGGUGGUCGGCUACAAUCAAAAGCAAUAUGAUGAUGAUAAUUGAUGACGAUGUAAGUGUAACCACACACCCAUGGCAAUAAAUCUACAUCAGUGU